Ailuropoda melanoleuca (giant panda) is the source of this 702-nucleotide messenger RNA. Its product is annotated as olfactory receptor 5H2-like. The annotation marks the transcript as partial. The record is from RefSeq and is a predicted model, not a curated record. Gene Ontology annotation, biological process: G protein-coupled receptor signaling pathway. The transcript has a single exon. Gene Ontology annotation, cellular component: membrane. NCBI's taxonomy places the organism in Eukaryota, Metazoa, Chordata, Mammalia, Carnivora, Ursidae. Gene Ontology annotation, molecular function: olfactory receptor activity; G protein-coupled receptor activity.
CUUGGGAGUCUGGCAUGUGUGGAUGGUUGGAUAUCAUCCACAGUGACCCCCAAGAUGCUGGUCAACUUCUUUUCCAAGAAUAAGAUGAUCUCUCUCUCUGAAUGCAUGAUACAAUUUUUUUCCUUUGCAUUCGGUGCAACCACAGAAUGUUUUCUGCUGGCAACAAUGGCAUAUGAUCGCUAUGUGGCCAUAUGUAUGCCUUUACUUUAUCCAGUAAUUAUGACCAAUAGACUAUCCAUCCAGCUGUUAGUUGCAUCAUUUGUAGGUGGCUUUUUUCAUGCCUUAAUUCAUGUAGGUUUUUUAUUCAGAUUAACCUUCUGUAAUAAUAACAUAAUACAUCUCUUUUACUGUGAUGUAAUGCCAUUAUUUAAAAUAUCUUGCACUGAUCCUUCUAUUAAUAUCCUCAUAGUAUUUAUUUUUUCUGGGUCAAUUCAGAUGCUCACUAUUCUGAUUGUUGUUAUUUCUUACACAUUAGUUCUUUUUACAGUCUUAAAAAAGAAGUCUCUGCAAGGCAUUAGAAAAGCCUUCUCCACCUGUGGAGCCCAUCUCUUAUCUGUGUCUCUGUACUAUGGCCCCCUUCUCUUCAUGUAUGUGUGCCCUGGCUCUGCACAGGCAGAUGAUCAAGAUAUGAUGAACUCUCUAUUUUACACUGUUAUAAUUCCUUUCUUAAAUCCAAUGAUCUACAGCCUGAGAAAUAAGAAA